Molecule: messenger RNA, 665 nt
Organism: Solanum dulcamara
Lineage: Eukaryota; Viridiplantae; Streptophyta; Magnoliopsida; Solanales; Solanaceae
Exons: 2
Coding region: 121-507 (128 amino acids)
Source: RefSeq, a predicted model, not a curated record
UCCUUUGCCAAACUCUAAAGCUCAUAAGGAGAAAAAAAGUUGCAUGUUAUUGUGUUAAAAAGACCUCUCUUCAUUGUAAGAUAUUGUAAAUUGUGAAGUGAAAAGGAGGAGAUAUCCAAUAUGGGUAUCUAUCAGUUUCUCUACUUUUACACUACCUCGAGUCUAUCUCCCUUGAAACUCCUCGCACGUCGCCCCGUCUUUCUUGCCACUAUACGGAGGUAUAGCAAGGAAAAUUACGAGCAUCAUGCAGAAGAAAAAGCACCUACCACAGCUGAGGAAUUCAUAAGAGUUGCUGAAGAAAUGGCAGAGGAAAAAGAAGAACAAGUCUUUAGCAGCCAGACAAUAGACAAGGCACAACAUGCCAUGAAAGAGGCUACAACAACUGAUUCUAAUUUUGAAUCUGUCAAAGAAAGUUUUAAAGAGGGAAAAAAAGAAAACUUUCAUAAGAAGGGUGAUGACACUGAUGAUCUCCUUAAAAGUAAUCCACAAAGCCAAAUUAGUAGUUAAAAAUCUGAGUGUGUGUUUUUUAAUUUUGAAAAUCAGAGUUGUAAUUAACUAUGAGUCUCAUGACAUGUAAGUACUUGUAUGUCCUUUCUUUUGAUUUUUUUUUGAUUUACCAGAUGGUGUUUGUAGUUUGUGGAGUUUGGAUUAAAUUUGGAUCGCGC